CUGGAACUCUGUCUUUUACAUGUUGGAGCGGCUCUGUGAGCAAAAUGAAGCCGUGACCACAGCCCUCUGCCUUUUAGGGAAGAAUCAACUAUGCUUAAAUGCGGGAGAAUUAUCCCUGAUCAAGGAAACAGUUGUUGCACUACGGCCGUUUGAAGAAGUAACACAGGAAGUUUCAUCUGAAAAACAUGUUUCAGCCUCCAAAGUUAUUCCACUUGUGUCACUCAUUCACAGGGCUGUAGCAGCCUGUGAACAUCAGGACAGCUCCCUUGCCACACAGCUGGCACAGCAAUGCCAGCGCAGAUUCAGGGGUAUUGAGAGCAUUCACUGUCUAGCUGCAAGUACAUUUCUGGAUGUUAGGUUUAAACACCUUGGUUUUCGUGACAAAGACAAUGUUGAAGUAUUAAAGAAACGUCUCCACACUGAAAUGCAAGAAGUCUAUCAGACAGGACAGUCUGCUCCCACUCUAACUGUAAGCUCAACGCCUACUGUUAGCUCUGCCUCAGGGCCUUCUACUUCAGGGUCUAUCCCGAGUCCUCCACCCGCAGGUCCAGCUGCAACAAAAGGAGGGAUAUGGACAGAUUUUGACAUGCAGGUUGUGUCAAGCCAACAUCACCGGUCAGCUUCCAGUGAUGUACUCAUUGAAAUACGCCGGUACUCAGAGGAAAAACUGAUUCCCCGAGAUAAGGAUCCAUUGGUUUGGUGGCAAGAGCAUGAACAAACCUUCCCAUCCCUAAGCAGACUUACAGUGAGAUACCUAGGAAUCGUUGCUUCUUCUGUACCUGCAGAGAGAAUCUUUUCAAAAGCAGGAGAAGUUGUGAGCAAAAAAACAGAGCAGACUUGAGAGGGAAAACUGUAAAUAUGCGGUUGUUCCUAAACAAAGACCUGUGAAUAAGGGAAAGUGUUACUGUCAAAUGUUUUUGUUGACAUGUCCAGACAAGAUAAACGUUAAAUGACAUGUUAAAUUGUGUUGAAUUUUUUGUUGACAUGUCCAGACAAGAUAAACGUUAAAUGACAUGUUAAAUUAUGUUGAAUAUUUUUGUUGACAUGUCCAGACAAGAUAAACGUUAAAUGACAUGUUAAAUUAUGUUGAAUAUUUUUGUUGACAUGUCCAGACAAGAUAAACGUUAAAUGACAUGUUAAAUUAUGUUGAAUAUUUUUGUUGACAUGUCCAGACAAGAUAAACGUUAAAUGACAUGUUAAAUCGUGAUGUGUGCGUGUG
Messenger RNA from Haplochromis burtoni (Burton's mouthbrooder), 1219 nucleotides. Its product is annotated as zinc finger BED domain-containing protein 4-like. NCBI's taxonomy places the organism in Eukaryota, Metazoa, Chordata, Actinopteri, Cichliformes, Cichlidae. The record is from RefSeq and is a predicted model, not a curated record. Gene Ontology annotation, molecular function: protein dimerization activity.